This is a messenger RNA of Pelobates cultripes (western spadefoot toad), 627 nucleotides long. Lineage: Eukaryota; Metazoa; Chordata; Amphibia; Anura; Pelobatidae. The record is from the annotation of a GenBank genome assembly.
AUGGGAUUUCCUAACCUAAAAUCAUACUACUACGCAGCCCUACUCACAAGUGUCAUCAACGCACACACAACGAAACAACCUCCACAAUGGGUAGUGUUAGAAAACCAGCUCUGCACCAACAAUGACCUAUCUUCCACUCUAUGGACUCCCAAACACGAAAGACCAAGAACCACGGACAUGUUGCCCACCACCAAACUCUUACUAUCCACAUGGGAUAAUUGCAGGGAAAAGUUAUGCUCAGCUCACCCAUGGGCACUAGCUGCCCCAAUCAAAACUCUGCAUCACUGUAAUGGCACAUUCCCGCACCAAAAAUGGGAAGAAAGAGGCAUCACACAUAUGUACCCCCUCUACACGUCUGAAGGCCUGAUACACUUCCCAGACCUCCAAACCGAGUUUUCACUCCCGUCGAACUUCACGUUUGCAUACCUACAAUUAAAAGCCCUACUGAAAGACAACUCGAUCCACAACAGAAGACAGACAUUACGAACCACAGUGACGAAGUUCGAAAUGCAAUGCAUGUCAGCAACAACCCCGAAAAAAGUGCUAUCCACCUGCUAUGACAGCCUAGCAAACCUCAAAACAGACGACACAUGGAAAUUCAUGAACGACUGGCAGGAAGACCUCUAA